Molecule: messenger RNA, 1230 nt
Organism: Cricetulus griseus (Chinese hamster)
Lineage: Eukaryota; Metazoa; Chordata; Mammalia; Rodentia; Cricetidae
Source: RefSeq, a predicted model, not a curated record
AUGGAGGGGUCAAAACCCCUGGGGCCCUGUGGACACUCUCAUCCCCAGUGUCCCCCAGCCCCAGCUCUGAGCAGUCAUGGAGGUUGCCUGGAUCAGCCCUGCCAGGGAUUUGUAGGGUGGCCCUUUCUGGCCCCCCUUCAAUCCACUCAGUCAUUAGAGACUUCCAGACUUUUCCCUACUCCAGGAACAGGGAAUGAGGGAUCCAGAGUGGGAGGAGAGGCACCUGGGAUGUUUUUGUCAAGUGAAGAAGGAGACAUGCCAAGACAGAGAGCUCGAGAGCCAGCAGGGUCCAGACAAGAAGUGGAAGCUGAGGUAGAGUGGGGUUGCCCCCUGCACCCAGGGCGUGAACAGGGGCCACCUAGGCAGACAGGAUCCCCCACCUUAGGACCCAGGUCCUGCCCAUGUCCAACCCUGCCUCCCGGAGGAGGGGUUACAGCCUCACCCAGGACAGCUCCCACACAGGUCCAGAGUGGGACACUGGGGCUUGCCGAGCAAUCCUUUCUACAGCUGGAACAGGAGAAUCACAGCCUGAAAAGGCAGAACCAGGACCUUCGGGAGCAGCUGGGGGCCCUCCUGGGACCAGGGCAGCAGUUCUUGCCUCUGUGUGCCGAGCACUCAAGCUGCACAGGCCUGGCCUGGUCCCCCGGGUCGGCCAGCACCCGGCCCCUGGAAGACAGGGCACCUGUGCAGCUGUUGCAGCAGUGGGAGCUCUGCAGGGGGGAAGAGUCCUUUGUGCAACAGUCCCAGAGUGAGCUGCAACAGAUCCGACUGUCCUUUGAGAGGAAGAAGAUGGCCAUUACUGAGGUGUGGGACGGCGUGGCUGAGGUACACAUGGCUCUGAACAACCAGGCCACCGGGCUCCUGAACCUAAAGAAGGACAUCCGUGGUGUGCUGGAUCAGAUGGAGGACAUUCAGCUGGAGAUUCUGGGGGAGAGGGCCCACUGCCGCACUCAGGCUAGGAAGCAGCAGCAGCAGCAGAUGUCAUGUAUGGAGAAAGGCAGGCCACAGCUGGGAUGUUCCGAGGGCCUAAAGGGCCAGCUCUGGCUGCUGGCCUUGAGGCUGCUGCUGGGUGCUCUGCUGGCCUGCACGGCGGCCUACGUGUACGUGGUGGACCCUGCACCCUUCGAGGGGCUGGUGCCACCCCUGCUGAGCCGAGCCGCCGUCUGGAAGCUCAGGGCCCUACUGGGUCCCUUCUUGCGCCUCGAGGUGGACGACUUCCUGCCUUUCUAG